This is a messenger RNA of Triplophysa rosa, 2536 nucleotides long. It is a transcript of the gene tspearb, whose product is annotated as thrombospondin-type laminin G domain and EAR repeats b. Gene Ontology annotation, biological process: signal transduction. NCBI's taxonomy places the organism in Eukaryota, Metazoa, Chordata, Actinopteri, Cypriniformes, Nemacheilidae. The record is from RefSeq and is a predicted model, not a curated record. The transcript is spliced from 12 exons. The coding region runs from base 381 to 2381 and encodes 666 amino acids.
GACAGACCUAUGCCAACAGUGUUCAAGAAGAAAUAUAAGAGUUUACAACAAGCUUUUAUGGAUUUAUCCAACAUUCUUUUCAUCAAGAUACAUUCAGAUAGUUAAAGAAAGUUAUAAGAAGAACCAGUGAUUAUAUUUAUUUAUGUGUAUAAGGACAUUGAACAAGAUGAUGUCAGCAUCUUAAGGAGUCGUUCUGAUGCCUCUAUUGAAGUUUGAAUAAGGAGUAGAAGCUCAUCUCCUCCCUGGAUGUUUUAAUAAUCUCGUAGGGUGAAGUUGUCGUGUUUAAAGCUCUGUAGGUGGAUGUAAAGAAGGUCUCUGGGCUUUAAGAACUGGUUUUGUAUCGAUUGUGUGUGAAUGGAGCUGAAAGAGCGGAGACCCUGAUGUCGGAGGUGCUGCUGCUGGCCUGUGCGCUUCUCUCCUGGAUCAUCACCUGCCAGUCUGGACCAUCAGGACCAUGCACAGAUCUGUUACCAUUGGAUCUCCUGUCACAUGUUCUUCCCAAGGCCCAGAGAGCCCAGAGUGGGAUACGCAUGGUCCAGUCCAGGGGUGCUCGAGGUUUCCAGUUUUCUGGCUCUCCACAUCUUUUUAGCUUCCCUGCAUCUCAGCUGUUCACUAACUGUAACUUCUUUCCUGCUGAAUUCUCUAUUGUUUUCACAUUGAAAAUCCCCCAAAUGGCUCCUGAGAAAAGUGAAUACAUCUUCACACUGCUGGAGGGAGAUUCAGACAAUCUGCUCCUCGGACUGCGCCUGUCCCAGAACACGCUUCACUUCCUGCAGAAGAGCCAGGGCAACAGGAAACGCAUCACUUUUAAGGCAGUAGGGCUGGCUGAUAACCGUUGGCACACCGUGGUCCUGGCAGUGACCGGACACUACACCCUCCUCACUGUAGACUGUGGCAUUCCCCUCGAGCUAGUGCUUGAAAGAUCCUUCCCUGAUGAUCUUGAUUCAACCGGUUCGACAUUCUUCAUUGCUAGUGCAAGAAGAUGGAAUGGCUUAUUUUCUGGGCUCCUGCGACAGCUUGUUCUUUUACCUGGUUCAGAUGCUACCUCAAAAAUAUGUCCUUCAUCUGAACCCCAGCUAUCUGAGCUCUCAAUUCCUCAGGCCCUUUUACACCUGCCAAUCAAAUCAUCUUCCUCUGACCUCCUCCCUCACCCUUAUGAAGCAGAGGUUCGGGUAACUGCGGGUGUGAAACCCCCGUGUGGGGUCUCCGAGGAGGGUCAGCUGUGGUUUAACACACUGCACAAAGGACUCUUCCUCUGCGACGGCAUGAUGUGGCUCACCAUGCUGCAAGUGAAACAAAGGUUGGAUUAUGUGGAGCAUCACCAGGAUCUAUUCACCAACUCUGAGACCUUUGACAUUGAAGUUUUCCAGAUUCCUUCAGUAGGGCUUUUUAUCGCCACCGCCAACCGUGAUUCCGACCUCGGCUCAGGAAUAUACAAAUGGACAGACGGGAAAUUUGAGCGAUAUCAGAAUAUCAGCACCUAUGAUGCACAAGCAUGGCAAUACUUCACAGUGGGCAAAAAGAAACUCCUGGUUGUUGCUAACUGCAGAGGUAUAAAUGCAGAAGACCCGGAAAAGUCUGUAAUAUAUAAAUGGAGUUCGAGGAAGCUGAAGUUUAUUCGCUAUCAGUAUCUGAGCACAUACGGUGCCCGUGACUGGGAGGCCUUUCACAUUCAAGAUGAAGCUUUCCUGGCUGUGGCCAAUCAUAGACAAGGAGAGAGGAAUCACAACAUUGACAGUGUUAUCUACAAGUGGAACCCAGUUACGCAGUAUUUCGAAGUCAAUCAGACAAUCCAAACAUCGGGUGCUUACGACUGGGAGUUUUUCACCAUCGGUCCAUUUUACUUCCUUGUGGUCGCUAACACAUUCAAUGGAAAGUCAACGGUCAUUAGUUCUACCAUCUAUAUCUGGCUGGAGGGGAUGUUUCAGCCUUAUCAGUCAAUUACAACCUUUGGUGCGAUAGACUGGGAGAUGUUUCAGAUUGAAAACAGGAUCUUUUUGGCUGUAGCGAACAGCCAGAUGCUGACAGAGGACGGAAAGAUUCUGUAUUCCAUCAACUCCACCAUCUAUGAGCUCAGCCUGACAUCACAAAAAUUCAUAAAGUUUCAGGAUAUUGCAACUAACAGUGCUUUAGACUGGGAGUAUUUUACUGUUGGAGAUGACAAGUUCUUAGUAGUUGCCAACUCAUAUGAUGGAACCUCAUACUCACUUAAUAGUGUUAUUUACAGGUGGCAGGGCUAUGAGGGCUUUGUCCCUGUACACAGACUAGGCACCAAUGGCUGCAGAGAUUGGGAAUUUUUUAACACAACAGACGGCUCCUACCUCAUUUACUCCAGUGCCAGGGCUGCUCUCUCUAAAGUCCUUAAAUUAAGGACCAUCUAGUGGCACUCCUUCUGCACAUAUGGACUGGCCAUGAGACAGAUCUGGUGCCAUACAAAAAGACUGCAACACCAAGCAUGAAUUAAUAUGAUAAUGUUAUUCUGAAUUUAUUAUUUACUGUAAAACAUUCAAGCACAGGAAUUAGACUGAAUAUAAAU